UAAACUUAUCCUAAAAUAGAGGCGUAGUCUAAUCAUGUUGAGAAUUGAUCAAAGAAAGUUUUUCUCAAUGCUUGUAUCAUCAAUUCUAAGUUAUCUUGAAAGGAGCGGAUUUUAGAGAAGGAUUUGCAAAAGGACCUUCGACUAAUCCUUUUGCUAUUAGCUUAUAAGCUGCUUCGGUCAUGUGGUUUUCAUCCCAAUUUAUUAGUUUAGAAGGUUCAGCGCAAACGGUUGUACCGGUUCACUACAAAAUUUCUCAUCAACAUGAAAGAAAAGGAGAAACUUCACAUGAAAAUUCAUGACCUGGAGAGAGAACUUGAUGCAAAACAUGGAUUGGAAUUGGAAAUUGAACAGCUGAGAGGAGCUCUCCAAGUAAUGAACCACACUGGAGAGACUGAUCUGGAAGAGAAGGAAAAACUGGAGGCAAUCAAAAUGCAUCUGCAAGAAAAGGAAGAGGAAUUGGAAAUCGUGGAAGAUCUUAAACAAAUGCUGGUUAUUUGGGUGCGCAAAAUUAAUGACGAGUUGCAAGAUGCCCGCAAAAAGUUAAUAAGUUGGAUUUGCUGCUGCCCAGAGGCUCGAGCCACAAUUUCAGUGAAAAGGAUAGGCGAACUUCCUGUUAAGCCGUUUUUGGAAGCAGCUAAGAGAAAGUUUUCUGAUGAUGUGCAUGUGAAAGCAAUGGAGUGGUGCUCACAGUGGAAUGAACAUAUUAGGGAUCGCAACUUGCUUCCUUUCAAAAUUGUAAUCGGCAAAGAAGGGAACUCCAACUUCACGUUAAAGUUAACAUUUCUCUCAAUUUAGAGGCUGAUUCUACUACUCGAACGUGUGACCGUAACUGCAACUGUUGUACUAAGACACUUCUUUUGAAAUAUGUAUCCACUAUAAAUAUUAUGCAUCGUUUCUUAAUGAUCACAGCGUGUUUCUUCCUAUGAUGUGAACUGCAUGGACCAUGAUCUAAUAUAUGUUAGUUAUAUCUCGUAGGAAAUUUUAGACGAAGAAGAUGAAAAGAUGAGAAGUUUGAAGGAUGAGUUUGGAGAUGAGGUGCAUGAUGCAGUAGCUACAGCUCUAAAGGAGACAAAUGAGUACAAUCCUAGUGGUAGGUACUCAAUACCGGAACUCGGGAAUCAUAAAGAAGGAAGGAAGGCUUCAUUGAAGGAGGGUGUUUCCGAUUUAAUAAAGCAAUGGAAGCGAUCAAGAUCAAAUCAGCGAAGGAGAAUUUGAGGCUUUAUUUUGGCGGUAAGAACUUCGAAUGUUGGUGGUGAUACUUCGUAUAAUUUUAUAUAUAAUGCUAAUAUCAUAUAUACUUUUUUAGCAGAUAAUGUGAGUAUGAAUUUUAGCUACUACUAGUUUUUUUAACAAUGUUUUCAAUUGUCUAAAGUACUUGAGAGAUUUAAUUUUCUAAAUUCUUUUACUAUAAUUAUCUUAAAUAUUAUUUGCAUGAUUUUAGACUUGAAAGAUUUAUGAGUACCUAGAGUCUCUUGUCCUUGUCCACCCACAUUGGUUGUUGAUCUUUUUCAUUAGGAUGUUUAAUAAGAAUCUGAUAUAUCAUCUCUCGAUCAAUAGGAAGGAAUGUUCUAUCAGUUUCAACAAAUUUUUUAUAUUUUUUGGUUUACAGUUUCAACAAAUUUUUUCUGCAUUUUCGGUGGGCGUCCAUACAGAGCAAAAAAACUCUGGCUUUAAAUGGGCCUCCCGCAAGUGGGCUGUGGGAUUGGUCUCCUUGGAUUAGUCGGUCAUAGGGCCGGAUACGAAGUUUUAAAAAAAAAAACAAUUUUUGUCUGCAUCAAUAGGAAGGAUGUUUAAUUAUUUUCUAUUUAAGUUAAAUCACCUAAUCAGUCAAAGCAAAACUAUCAAAUUCAAUGAAUAAACUUUAAAACUAUUUUCUAUUUAAGUUAAAUCACUUAAUCAGUCAAAGCAAAGAUAUCAAAUUCAAUGAAUAAAAUUUAAAAUUAUUUUCUAUUUAAGUUAAAUCACUUAAUCAGUCAAAGCAAAAGAUAAAAUUUGAAAUUUCAGUUUCUAGAACAUUCUUUUAGGGUUUUCUUUUCAUCUUCUUAUUCAUUCACACCGUUUUCUCCUCUGCUUUUCACCAUCAACAUUGCUCACAAAUCGAAUUCUUCAAGCACAAGCUAUUUCACUUCAUUUUCACCUCUGCUUUUCACCAUCAACAUUGCUCACAAAUCGCAUUCUUCAAGCACAAGAUGGAUCGAAAAUCAGAACAUAUUUAUGAGUCUGAUUUUGACUACUACCAAGAUAGAUAUUACAGUGACUUGAAAGAUGGUUACUGUAGGUUGAAAAUCUCAGGUUCAACAUAUAGGUGUCCAUUCUGUGACAACAAGGAUUAUUACUCUUUGAGUGAGCUUCAGAGACAUGCUUCCAGAAUUAUGGAUGACUCGCGCGAGACGGUUAAGGAAAGUGCCAAACAUUCUGCACUUAAAAUGUACAUUGGUAAAGAAGAGCCACCUACUGUUAAAACCAGUAGAGAAAAGUUACCUGCUUUGAGUAUUGCUGAGAACCAGUCACCGAAUGAGAUUGUUGCUGGUGAUGAAUUGUUUGUCUGGCCAUGGAUGGUAAUUCUGGCAAACAAUGUUACCACAUUUGACCCGAAGAGCGGAAAAUAUGUUGGAAAGAAUCGUGAGAAAAUUAAGGAGGAGCUGAUCAUGAAAGGGUUUCAGCCGCUGAAAGUUACUGUGUUGUGGAACUUUUAUGGACAAACACCCUUUGCUAUUGUUGAAUUUGGCAAAGAGUGGGAUGCUUUCCACAAUGCUGUGAUGUUAGAAAGGAGCUUUCAAGCAGAGCAUUGUGGUAAGAAGGAUUAUUUGAAUUUAGACAAGCAGGAUCGAGGAGAUAGACUCUAUGGGUGGAUGGCACGUCAUGACGACUAUAAUAAUUAUCGGGAUACAUUUGGCAAACACCUCCGGGCAAAUGGGGAUUUGAAAACUGUUUCUGGAAAAGAAGCUGAGGAUAAUAGGAAAGCAAAAAAGCUUGUCAUUGGUUUGGCCAACACUUUGCUGAUGAAAAACAAGGAAUAUGAACAGACAGCAAGCAAAUUUCAUGAGGCUAGUGAGACCCUAACAAAAGUAAUGGUUCAAAAAGAGGAGAUGCUUGAACUUUUUAAUAAGGAAAUAAGCAAGAUGCGGCAGGAUGAACGUGAUUAUCUGGAGAAUGUGUCUAAGGAUCAUGAAAAAGCUAGGUUGGAACUGGAAGCUCGGAGGAAUGUACUUAUGUCCCGUGAAAAGGAUCUGCAGAAGCGUCAAGCAGACAAUCAUAAUGAGAGAGAAAAGCUAUAUCUUGAAAAGAAAAGAAAUGAGAUGGCAAUAGCAGAGCAAAAAAAGGCUGAUGAACAAAUGAUGCAUUUGGCUGAAGAACACAAGAAAGCAAAAGAGAAACUUCACAAGAAAAUUCAUGAGCUGGAGAGGGGACUUGAUGCAAAACAUGGAUUGGAAUUGGAAAUUGAACAGCUGAGAGGAGCUCUCCAAGUAAUGAAUCACAUUGGAGAUACUGAUCUGGAAGAGAAGAAAAAACUGGAGGCAAUCAAAAUGGAUCUGAAAGAAAAGGAAGAGGAAUUGAAAGACGUGGAAGAUCUUCAACAAACACUGGUUGUUCAGGAGCGCAAAACUAAUGACGAAUUGCAAGAUGCCCGCAAAACUUUAACAAGUUGGAUUGGCUGCCCAAAUGCUCGAGCCAUAAUUUCAGUGAAAAUGAUGGGCAAACUUGAUAUUAAGCCAUUUGAGGAAGCAGCUGAGAGAAAGUUAUCUGACGAUGUGAAUAUGAAAGCAGCAACUAAGACAAAACUUUCCUCUGAAGUGAAAUUGAAAGCAAUUGAGUGGUGCUCACAGUGGGAGGAAUAUCUUAAGGAUCCAAGUUGGCAUCCGUUCAAAAUUGUAAUUGACAAAGAAGGGAACUCCAAGGAAAUUUUAGAUGAAGAAGAUGAAAAACUGAAAAGUUUGAAAGAAGAGCUUGGAGAUGAGGUCCAUGAUGCAGUAGCUACAGCUCUGAAGGAGAUGAAUGAGUACAAUCCUAGUGGUAGGUACACAGUACCAGAACUCUGGAAUUUUAGGGAAGGAAGGAAGGCUUCGUUGAAGGAGGGUGUUUGUCAUUUAAUGAAGCAAUGGAAGCUAUUGAAACCAACUACUAAACGAAAGAGAACUUGAGGCUUCAUUUAAUGAAGCAAUGGAAGCUAUGUUAAGACUUUUCAUACAAGUUGAACUUUUAAAAUUGUUGAUUACUGGUAUGAUAUCAUUGCUAGAACUAUUUUUGAGCAAUUAGCCAGAACUAUUAUAUUUACGUGUUAUGGUUUGUGCCUAGAGAAGACUUUCUCUAUAUAUUGAUGUUCUAUAGUUUAUGGGCUCGUUUGGCCCAGCUUUUUUUAGAGUUUAUGCAAUUUUUAUA
Messenger RNA from Trifolium pratense (red clover), 4380 nucleotides. RefSeq names its product factor of DNA methylation 4-like. The record is from RefSeq and is a predicted model, not a curated record. NCBI's taxonomy places the organism in Eukaryota, Viridiplantae, Streptophyta, Magnoliopsida, Fabales, Fabaceae. The transcript has 10 exons. The coding region runs from base 2190 to 4142 and encodes 650 amino acids. Gene Ontology annotation, biological process: gene silencing by siRNA-directed DNA methylation.